AUGGAAGAUUUGUUAACAGAAAUUCUGGUUCGAUUGCCCCCCAGAUCUGUUCUGCGCCUCCAAUGCGUCUCCAAGCAGUGCCUUUCCAUCAUAUCCAGCCCCAAUUUCCGGCGCCUCCAUUCCCGUCGCUCUGCCGCCGUCGUCACGGGACUCUUUUUCCCCCCUCCAAUGCACUUUCCAUUACCCGCCGAGUCGCAUUUUGUAGCUCUGCCAAAUGGAAAACGCCAACAUAACACAAUCGCAAACCGCCUAAUCGAGGUGUGCGAUGGCCGGUUUGUGGUAAGUCUCAGUUCUUGCAACGGAUUGUUUUGCAUAGGGUUAUCAGAUGAGAAUGUGUUAUUUAGGGAAUGCGAAUAUUAUGUGUACAACCCCACCACCAAUCAACGCAGGCGAAUUCCACAAGUACAGAGUGAGAGCAAAUAUGUUAGUAACGUCGCCAUAGCUUUUGAUGCCUCCAAGUCCAAUCACUACAAGCUGGUGUGCGUUUGUGGAUAUUUGAGAGUGUGGGUGUUUUCCUCGGAAUCAAGGGUUUGGAGGAACACGGGUACGCGACUACCCGGCCGUUGUUUAAAUGUCUAUAGCUUUCCUAGCCCCUAUUUGAAUGGGGCAAUUCAUUGGUAUAUUUUUAAGAAGGAGUUUUUGUGCUUGGACAUUGAUACUUGUGAGCUUAGGCCAAUGCCUCGUAUUUCAUGUGUAAAUAAUGAUCCGGGAUGGUGCAAGUAUUUGGGUGAGUGUGGAGGGCAUUUGCAUUUCAUAGGGGAGCGUGGUAGGGGUGGCCAGUUGUUGAAUGUUUUUGAAAUGAAGAAUGACUAUUCUCAGUGGGUUUUCAAGUAUCAAGUUGAUGUGGGUUAUGUGGCAAGAUUUUACCCUAUUGUCAUGGAUGAGUUUAAGAUACGUUUACAUUUUUCCAUACAUUUACUACUUACCGGUCAUGAUGAUGAUGAAGAAGGAGAAGGACUGGUGAUUUCACUCCCUAAUGGCAAAGUCAUAUUCUGGCGCUUGCACGAUAUGAGCAUCACACAACUUGUUGAGAGAUGUAAUGAAAUCCAACACCACAUGUCCAGGUGCUACUACACCUCCAAACACAUUGACACGCUUGCAUUUAUAUAUUGA
Messenger RNA from Ipomoea triloba (trilobed morning glory), 1113 nucleotides. RefSeq names its product F-box protein At5g07610-like. The coding region runs from base 1 to 1113 and encodes 370 amino acids. The record is from RefSeq and is a predicted model, not a curated record. Gene Ontology annotation, molecular function: protein binding. Lineage: Eukaryota; Viridiplantae; Streptophyta; Magnoliopsida; Solanales; Convolvulaceae. The transcript has a single exon.